Arabidopsis lyrata subsp. lyrata is the source of this 990-nucleotide messenger RNA. Its product is annotated as thioredoxin-like protein AAED1, chloroplastic. The coding region runs from base 43 to 789 and encodes 248 amino acids. NCBI's taxonomy places the organism in Eukaryota, Viridiplantae, Streptophyta, Magnoliopsida, Brassicales, Brassicaceae. The transcript has 9 exons. Gene Ontology annotation, molecular function: antioxidant activity. The record is from RefSeq and is a predicted model, not a curated record.
UUUUUAUUUUAUUUUUUUUCUAGCUUGCUCCAGGAAGCAACAAUGGCGGUUUCUCUGUCGUCGUCGUCGACGAUCACGCCCAUAACUCUGCAGCCGAAUCUGAAGACGAUUCAUGGAUUAGGGACAGUAUCUCCUUUUUAUUCGAUCAAAUCUCGCUUUCGUAGUGUCUCUCUCCGGCGUAGCGCCGUGGUCGUGUCGGCCAUUACCGGAGGAGCUUCAGGAACUGGAAUUGGGAAAGAUACAGCUGAUUUGCUAGAUACAGUGAAAAUUCUGGAUUUGAGAGGAAAUGAGAUUCCAAUUUCUGAUUUAUGGAAAGAUAGGAAGGCUGUUGUUGCAUUUGCUCGUCAUUUUGGUUGCGUGCUCUGUCGGAAACGAGCAGCUUAUCUUGCAGAAAAGAAGGAUGUGAUGGAUGCAUCUGGUGUUACUCUUGUUCUGAUCGGACCGGGAAGUAUUGAUCAGGCUAACACUUUUAUGGAGCAGACUAAGUUUAAAGGAGAGGUCUAUGCAGAUCCAAACCACGCAUCAUACGAGGCGCUUGAAUUUGUUUCAGGGGUUACUGUGACAUUUACCCCCAAAGCCGCUAUGAAGAUAUUAGAGUCUUACAUGGAAGGAUACCGCCAAGACUGGAAACUCUCGUUUAUGAAAGAUACUGUAGAAAGAGGUGGCUGGCAACAAGGCGGAAUCCUAGUUGCUGGCCCUGGAAAAGAUAACAUCUCUUACAUACGCAAGGACAAAGAAGCUGGUGAUGACCCGCCUGUUGAAGAGAUCCUAAAAGCGUGUUGCGCUUGAAGGAAUCGCAAUCGAAAAGUAGAUUUUAAAAAACAGUAACACUGUGCUAUGCCCGGUACUCAUCUUAAAACCAUAAAACACCAUUACCAUAACCAUAACGACCACAUUAGAGAAAUAUGUACGUAGGGAAAGAAAAAAGACAAGUGGUAGACCGAAAAAUAAAAAGAAAAAAAGGCUAGUCACUUCAACGAGGAAGCAAUU